AUGAUGAUCAAAAACACCAACAAUGUCCUAUCAUCAAUUCUUGUAAUAUUAAUUUUCACAUCAUGUACCAUUAUUCCAUCGCUGUCUGCUGCAGCACUCAAGAGAGGAGGAGGAGGAAGACCAACAAAGGUCAUUUCAAACACUGGUCCAACCGACGCCUACCAACAAACAUUGGCCGAGACCUUUAUUUUAAUGGCCUACAACUCAUACUGCGUUCAAUCUGAAAUCUUGGAUUGGUCAUGCACCAACUGUCAAAAACUUCCACAAGUCACAGUUGGUCAAGUCAUCUAUAGUAACAGUACCGAUACUCAAGCUUAUGUUGCUACAUAUAGUAAUGAAUAUGUUUACGUUGCAUUUAGAGGAUCAAUGGAUAUUGAGAGUUGGAUUACCAAUUUACAAUUUUUACAAGAAACUUAUCCAGGUGUACCUGAUGCACUUGUUCACUCUGGUUUCUACAAUGCCUACAAGAGCGUUCAACAACAAGUCCAAGUUGCCCUCCAAAAUGCAGUAAAGGCAUGUCCAACUUGUAAGCAACUCUAUGUCAUUGGUCACAGUUUGGGUGGUGCUUUGGCUUCACUUUGUAUGGCCGAUGUCGUUCAAUGGUUCCCAAGCAUGUACACUGAAUCCUAUACUUUUGGCAGUCCACGUGUCGGUAAUGCUUAUUGGGUUUCCUACUACAACUCGAUUCAACCAAACAACUAUCGUAUCGUAAAUCAAGACGAUCUUGUACCACAUGUCCCACCAAAGGGUAUCAUCCCCAUCUAUGACCACGUUCCAACCGAAGUCUGGUACAAAUCAAAUGCCACUGAAAACUACAAGAUCUGCGAUGAUUCUGGCGAGGAUCCAACCUGUUCUGAUUCAGUCAACCCACUCUUCUUUAGCAUCUAUGAUCAUCUCCAUUAUUUCGAUCAACAUUGUUGUUGUUGA
Messenger RNA from Cavenderia fasciculata, 927 nucleotides. Its product is annotated as Triacylglycerol lipase-like protein triacylglycerol lipase. Gene Ontology annotation, biological process: lipid metabolic process. Lineage: Eukaryota; Evosea; Eumycetozoa; Acytosteliales; Cavenderiaceae. Bases 1 to 927 code for a protein of 308 amino acids. The transcript is spliced from 2 exons. The record is from RefSeq and is a predicted model, not a curated record.